AGAACAGAUAGAUCUGUUUUUAGCCAAAAGGCCGAGAAAGGUAUAGGUGAUCUAUGUCCGCCUCCUCCAGGGUGAUUUGUCCGGAUGUGGGAGAACGGCGGAGGAAAGGACAUUGGCGUGCCACUGGACAGGCGAUAACCGUCACAUCGGACGGGAUAGAGCGACGAGGAGAGAGCGACGAGGGCACGAGAACGGAGACCAUGGGUGAGGCAGAGGGAGUAGUGUUUCGACAACUCUUUGAGGAGGAGUCGAGCACGUACACGUACAUCCUGGCGGACGGCUGCGAUCCCAGAAAGAGGGCCGUGAUCAUAGAUCCGGUUGAUCGAACGGUGGAACGAGACUUGAAGAUGAUAGAGGAGCUGGGACUGACGCUGGUGUUCGCAAUGAACACACACGUGCAUGCAGACCACGUGACGGGCACUGGAAAAAUUAAGUCGUUGUUGCCCGGCGUCAAGUCGGUCAUCGCUGCCGCCAGCGGCGCGCAGGCCGACCUCUACGUGCACGACAGGGAUAAGAUCAGGUUCGGCGGGCUAGCACUCGAGGUGCGCUCGACUCCAGGUCACACGCCAGGGUGCGUCACCUACGUGGCCAGCCUUCCAGUACGUCCUCCAAUCCCUCCCUCUCCCAGCGAAGCCCUCUUGCUAGAGGGCGAUGGUGUUUACCGACCAACGACGAACGAUGACGGCGCCAAUAGCAGCUGCGCCAGCAGCUGCUUGAUGGCUUUCGUUGGUGACGCGCUGCUUAUAAGAGGCUGCGGCCGGACGGACUUUCAGGGAGGCGACGCUUGCCAGCUAUACAGAUCUGUGCACUCUUAAAUCUUCACUCUCCCUGAUCACACGCUCAUCUACCCAGCUCACAAUUACAAGGGCUUCACUGUCAGCACCGUUGGAGAGGAAAUCAAGUACAACCCAAGAC
Chara braunii is the source of this 915-nucleotide messenger RNA. The record is from the annotation of a GenBank genome assembly. NCBI's taxonomy places the organism in Eukaryota, Viridiplantae, Streptophyta, Charophyceae, Charales, Characeae.